Pneumocystis carinii B80 is the source of this 1980-nucleotide messenger RNA. RefSeq lists its product as hypothetical. Gene Ontology annotation, molecular function: transcription coregulator activity. Gene Ontology annotation, biological process: regulation of ribosomal protein gene transcription by RNA polymerase II. NCBI's taxonomy places the organism in Eukaryota, Fungi, Ascomycota, Pneumocystomycetes, Pneumocystales, Pneumocystaceae. The transcript has a single exon. The record is from RefSeq and is a predicted model, not a curated record. The coding region runs from base 46 to 1935 and encodes 629 amino acids.
UCAAGAAAUAAAAAAAAGUAUAAGAAUAUAGUGGGGGAAAUAAGGAUGAAAAAGAGGAAACAAAGGGCUAAUAUGGACAAGAAUGAGGGAGUUUUUAAUGUAGGAGGGAGUUUUUGUGCGGAAAUUCCAGAUAGAAGGAGCCAGGAGACAGAGGGAAAUGAAGAGACAGGAUCGUCAUUUGCGCUGAGAGAGAUGUUUUUAUCGCUUGAAAAUGAAGGAGAAAAUAGUAGUAUGAAUGAGGGAGAAGAGGGGGUACCGGUGGUUUUGAAAGAUUCGAGUUUAAUGAAGUACGGGAAGAAUGUAAAGAAGAUAGAAAUAAAUGAAGAAAGUUCAAUAUAUAAUGGAAAGCGUAUCCAGGAAUUUUCGAUUCCAAAGAGUCUUGAACGACAGAAACAACCGAGACUUUAUUUGAGCGAUAAAGAAAUAAUGCCUAUAGGAAAUGAUAAAAGCAAUAUUAAGGGGUCAGAUAUAAUUAUGGAUAAAAUAAUGGAAAGAAAAUAUUGUAAUGGAGCAUCGGAAGCAUGUUGUGAUAUUUCAGAUGAAAUAGUAGUUUGCAAUGAUUUUUCAUUUAAUAAAAAAAGUGGUAAAUCAGGGUUAUUAUCAGGAGUAAAAGAGCGGAAUUGGAUAGAAAUAAAUGGAUCAAGUCAAGAAUCAGAGGAAAGAGAGAAUGUUUUCCGAUCAAAAAUAUCUAAAAAUAAGUUUUUUAAUGAAUUAUCGGAUUUAGAAUAUCAUGACGAUGACGAUGGUGGUAUAUUUUAUUUUGAUGAUUCAUCAUCAGCAUCAUCAUUUAAGGAGUCCAAUGGAAUAAAUAAUAGGAGAAGAUCGAGUACGGAAGGAUCAGAAGCAGAAAAAACAUAUAGCAUUCUUGUUAAAGAUAAGAAUUCUCAAGUUAAUCAUGAUAGUUCAAAAACACAAAUUUCCUAUAGUAAUGAUGAAGAUAUAUUUUGGUCGGGAGAUUUGCAAGAUGAGAAUUCAUAUAUACCAUUGUUUAGAAAACAAACGUAUGAGGAAUAUAAUUCAUCAGAUGAUCUAUGGAGCUUCUGUACUUCACUUUUUUCGGAAACAAAUGAUACGAGUGACAUAAAAGAGGUUAAUUCGGUUUCGGAUAAGCCGUUUUUUGAAAACAACUUUGACAUAUCGAAUGAAAAAGGUUAUACAACAGAUGAAGAUCAAAAUUUCAUAAUAAAAAAAAAAAAUCAAACAAAAGUUGAAAUAUCUGAUAAUAAUUUUGGAAAAGGGCAUUCACAUUUUACAGAAACAAACAAUCAUGCUUCGGAAUCACAUAAUUUUAAAACAUCAACGUCGAAUAAAAAAGAAAAUUUCAAUAUAGAGACUGUUUCUACAAAUUCAUCUUCAAAUUCCAGGACUACUACUUGUAAUACACAGAAUAAGCCUCCGAUAUUAGGAACAUGGACACGUGAUUUAAAAAGGCCAAUUGGCAUCAUUGAUGGUACUAGUACCAAUGUAAUUAACCCUGUGACAUCAUCCUGCACUAUUUUAUCAUCUACUUCAAAUCUUUCACCAUCAUCCAUUCCAAGCCUAGAUGAUAUACUAGAUACGUCAGCAUUUGUUCAGCUUUCUUCUUCAGAUUCAUCUUCCUCCAUUACUAAAAACUAUUUGUCUGAUUUUUAUCGUUGGGAUAAGAUUCCUAUAGGAACAUUCCGUCGUCACCAACAAAGAUUUAUGAAUACGCGUGAUGAACUUAUCAAGGGAGAAUGGUUUGUAUUGACAAACAAAUCAAGAAGACAACGUAGCAAUGUUCCAAUUUUAGGAACUACUGUUCGUCAUAAGAAAAACAAAUUGAAAAAAACGAGACAUAAGAAUAAGCUCAAGACUAACAUUGAAUUAUUCGAAGAAGAUCAAGAAGUAGGAAUGGAACAUUGCGGUCUUGGCCUUGGUCCUCAGUUAAGUCCACUUUUUAACGGACUCUCUUAAACAUUUAGACAUAUAUAUCUUAUUAGUAACUAUCCAAAAAUCUUU